AUGCUAACAACGCCAAACGAAGGCCCAAUCGUAAGAAUCGCGCCGAAUCAGUUCAGCAUCGACGACCCAGAAGCGACAAAGGCCAUUUACGGCCUUGCCAAGGGAUUUGUAAAGUCAGAAUGGUACAAGGCAUCCGGCGACCCUUUCGCAUCACAUACGGAUUUGUUUACCGACCCGAACCCCACGCGGCAUGCCUCAAACCGAAGGCUAGUGGCAAACUUGUACUCGGCGACAUCCCUGCGGAAUAUGGAGGGUGAUGUUGACGAAUGUAUCGAUAUGCUCGUCACGCGCCUUAAUCAACUUGCCGCGUCUAGGCAACCGUUCGACUUGCAGUUCUGGAUGCAAAGCUGUGCAUUUGAUGUCAUUGGGCAGAUCACGUUGGGGAAGAGAUUCAGCAUACUCGAUGAGGGUGCCGACAAAGACGACAUCUUUGGCAAUCUACAUGAGUAUCUCAAGUACUGUGCCGUGAUUGGGGUUUACAACGAGCUCCACAGAUUUCUGUUCUGGCUGAUGACCAAGUUUCCAACUAAGGGUCUGACUCGCAUAGGAACAUUCACCGUGGAGCAAAUCGAAAUAUCACGAAACCGUCAUGCCCUCCAAAAGCUGCGAGACGAGAUUGAUCAGAAGCUGCAGGAACUUGGUGACGCAACUCAAAUCCCUUUCAAGGACACACAAGCGAUGCCGUAUCUUCAAGCAUGCAUCAAAGAAGGCUUGAGGCUCCACCCAGCUACUGGCCUCCCCCUUGCGAGAGUCGUUCCUCAAGGCGGUGCUACCAUUAGCGGCACUUACUUCCCCCAGGGUACUGUCGUUGGCACCAAUACUUGGGUGGCGCAUAGAAAUCCCCAAGUGUUUGGAGAGGACGUGGAGGCUUUCCGGCCAGAGCGAUGGCUGGACUCGGACAAGCAGAGGCUUUCAGCAAUGGAGUCAUGCUGGAUGCCCUUCGGAGCUGGAUCUCGCACCUGCAUUGGCAAGAACAUUAGCUUGUUGGAGAUGAACAAGCUGGUCCCUGUGCUCGUCAGGGAGUUUGACUUUGUGGCCUACGAUCCUAUUGAGGUUACUCACGAGGAUUAUUGGUUGGUUGAGCAACGAAACAUGAUGUGCAAGGUAUCUCGCAGAGGUCCGCGUGAGAUGGACAUUAUCACCACCAUGGUGAACAAUACAUCAACAUAG
Molecule: messenger RNA, 1170 nt
Organism: Fusarium falciforme
Lineage: Eukaryota; Fungi; Ascomycota; Sordariomycetes; Hypocreales; Nectriaceae
Exons: 8
Coding region: 1-1170 (389 amino acids)
Molecular function (GO): heme binding; oxidoreductase activity, acting on paired donors, with incorporation or reduction of molecular oxygen; monooxygenase activity
Source: RefSeq, a predicted model, not a curated record